CUGCUAUCCAGCCUGUCAUCACCUUACCGAACAAACCGUUCAGGUCUUGACCGGCACUGCGUCUUGUGCAAUACACCUCUCAGCCUCAAACCGCAAAGAUGUCUUACCAAAAGCCCGAGAAGGAUUUCGGCGAAGGCCCAAAAAUCCACAAGAUCCGUAUUACCUUGACCUCCCGCAAGGUUGCUUCCCUCGAGAAAGUCUGCCAGGAGCUCAUUGAGCGUGCCCGCUCCAAGUCGCUCCACGUCAAGGGCCCCGUCAGACUUCCCACCAAGACUCUCACCAUCUCCACUCGCAAAACUCCUUGCGGUGAGGGUAGCAAGACCUGGGAUCGAUUCGAGAUGCGGAUUCACAAGCGCUUGAUUGACUUGAACGCCCCUACCGAGACGGUUAAGCAGAUCAUCAUUAACAUCGAGGCUGGUGUUGAGGUCGAAGUCACCAUCGCCGCAUAAGCGACCUAGCGAUGGAUAAACCUUGAUCGGAUGCCCGGAAAUCGAGCUCGAUCAUUAUGCCCUGCUUAAUGGAUGUUAUGAUACUAUGAACUGUAUUACAAUAUCGAAAUUAAAACGUUGAGCAGCGUUGAAUCGCAGCCUCCUUCAAAUCCACUCUGCCCUGUUCUUGGGAAGCAAAAGUAGCUUGAAUAAAUUGGAUGCAGUGUGUAUCCAAAAACUAAUAUACUGUAAACAUAACGGUAUAAGAAUCACAUCAGCCCGAAAAAAAAUAUUGCUCGUCAAAAUUUUAGGCCCCUGACCCCCGUAUAACUCCUACCUAAAACUCCGUGUCGCUCGAGGACAACUGCGCUGGAAAAAAAAAUAAAAUAAAAAUUACAAGCGAUCAAUGCCCACUUAAAGUUCAAAGCUACACCACUCUGGCCUCGGCGGAACAGACGGCAUAAUCCCGUUCUGAAACGAGCCAUUUGCUUUCAAGAAUUUAUACGCCUCUUGGACCUGGGGCGUAUAUUCCUCGGCCUUUCCCACUGAACUUCUAAAUGACUCCGGGGCUGGAGGGCCUUGUGGAAAGUAAAUGUGCACGAACGUUGCCGGGUCGUCUGGGUGUUGGAAGCAGGGUUCAUUGUCGAUGUAUUUAGUUUGCUGGCCCUUCCAUGAAAUAAGCUUAUUCGUCACUGGGUCUCGCCGAGUUUCACCAACAAGUUUGGGCAAUGGGUUCAAUUUUGUAGAAUCCUUUUUAGUCCCAAGAGCCGCUGUUGGAACCGCAGCGGGUAAUGAGGCUGAUUGGGGUGCUGGCUGUGUUGUUGGGGCCGUCGUAGCAAACCCAGGUGGUUGAGCGAAAGGAGAUGCUGUCUGCUGUUGGACUCCGAAACCAGAAGGUUGACCAAAUGGAUUAGCCGUUGACUGGGGUUGCCCAAAUGGAGCCGUGGUCUCCGGCUUUGCGAAUGGGGAUGGACCCUGAGCUUGGCUUUGCGGUUGUCCGAAACCCUGGCCUUGACUAGUGAGCUGAGUAAAGGGGGAAGCCUCGGUGGUCUGGUUUAAAUAACUGGGCUGUGUCGGGCCCUGGGGUACAGGCUGGCCGAAUGGGGAUACCUGACCAAACCCAGACUGCGUAGAUGCUUGCCCGAGUGUAGAAGGCUGGCCAAAUGCUGGCUUCCCAAACGCAGAUUGUUGCUGUUGUCCUAGCGCGGACGGUUGACCGAAUGACGAUUGGCCAAACGGUGGCUGCGGAGCUGCUUGGCCGAGUGUAGAGGGCUGACCGAAUGCUUGCUCUCCGAACGCG
Coccidioides immitis RS is the source of this 1728-nucleotide messenger RNA. RefSeq names its product 40S ribosomal protein S20. Gene Ontology annotation, biological process: translation. NCBI's taxonomy places the organism in Eukaryota, Fungi, Ascomycota, Eurotiomycetes, Onygenales, Onygenaceae. The coding region runs from base 99 to 449 and encodes 116 amino acids. The transcript is spliced from 4 exons. Gene Ontology annotation, cellular component: ribosome; cytosolic small ribosomal subunit. Gene Ontology annotation, molecular function: structural constituent of ribosome; RNA binding. The record is from RefSeq and is a predicted model, not a curated record.